CUCAAAGGGGCGAAAAAAUAAAAAAAUAUAAAAAAUAAGAGGCAGCUCCACCACUACUCCGGUAAUCAGGCCACCGUCUACCUUCGAUAGGCAGCCGCAAACCCUCGGCCGGGCAUGGCGAAAUUGGUGUCACGGAAAAAUCUCUAAAGAGAAAAAUUUGAGAAGUGAACGGCGUGGUUUCCCUAUGGAGAACAAGAGAGCUACCAAGUCACAGGAAGAGCAGUGGAUGAUUCAAAAUCAAGUCUUUCGGAUUUACGAUAUUGUCCACCAGCUUCCUCCUCAUGCUCAAGCCGUCAACUUUGAGCUUCGACGAGACAACCACAUUGAAUACCUCACCAAAAGUCUCAAACAACUCGGCCCAAGUUUUGCUGUUCUGGAUGCUAAUCGACCUUGGCUCUGCUAUUGGAUCAUGCACUCUAUUGCUUUAUUGGGGGACUGUGUUGAUGACAAACUGGAAAAUGAUAUAAUUGGGUUUCUUCAACGGUGCCAGGAUCAAAAUGGUGGUUAUGGCGGUGGACCAGGCCAGAUGCCUCAUUUGGCGACAACUUAUGCUGCGAUCAAUACACUGUUAACUGUAGGUGGUCAUAAAUCACUGUCAUCGAUAAAUAGAGGGAAGCUUUAUGAAUUUUUGUUGCGAAUGAAAGACUCAAGUGGUGGCUUCAGGAUGCAUGAUGGUGGAGAAAUAGAUGUCCGUGCUUGCUACACUGCUAUAUCUAAAAUCCAAAUCUUUAUGUGCAAAACUGCAUGUUCUCUGAUUCCAAUAAUGAAGGUGGCUAGUGUUCUUAGCAUUUUGGAUGAUAAGCUGAUUCAGGGUGUUGGGGAUUACAUCGUAAGUUGCCAGACUUAUGAAGGUGGAAUUUCUGGUGAGCCGGGUUCAGAAGCUCAUGGUGGGUAUACAUUUUGUGGUUUGGCUGCUAUGGUUCUAAUCAAUGAGGCGAACCGUUUGUACUUGCCUGGACUAAUAGUNUCGAAUUGGGUGGUAUUCAAACAAGGCAUUGAGUGUGGAUUCCAAGGCAGAUCAAAUAAGUUGGUUGAUGGCUGCUACUCCUUUUGGCAGGGAGGGGUGGCCGCAAUAAUUCAGCGACUUCAUUUGAUUGUCAGUCAACAACUGGGCCUACCGAAUACCUUUAAAUUUGACCACACAACAGAAAGUGAUGACGAUUCUUCAAAUUCUGAUGGAGAACGAACUUUUGAGGGAGCCUCUUCCCAAUUAGAAGAGGUCUCUCAAUCCACGCCAGAAGGGAAACCUAAUUCUUCAUGCUUAAGGAUGAAAAGUACCGGCUACGAAUUUAUCAAAGGGCCAAUAGGAAUGAAACCUGUUUUCAACAGCAUGGCCUUGCAACAAUACAUCCUUCUUUGCACACAGGAGGAGGCAGGUUUUAGAGAUAAGCCGGGAAAGCGCCGAGACCAUUACCAUACAUGUUAUGUUUUAAGCGGGCUGUCUAUCUGCCAGUAUAGCAACGUAAGAGACAUAGAAUCUCCCCCUUUGCCGAAGGAUAUAGUGGGCCCUUACUCAAAUUUGCUCGAGCCUGUCCAUCCUUUGUAUAACAUAGUUUUAGAUAAAUAUUUCGAAGCGUACGAUUUUUUCGCAAGGUAGUAGACAGUAGUAACAUGUGAUUUUCUAUGUGAACUAAUAAGGUGUAGUGUAGUAAGGUGCAUGUGCGCUGCACAUGAACUGCAUCGUUUUUUACUAAAUUUACAUAAAAUGAUUAUUCCCUACACUUUUUUCUUUCAAUUAUAUUAUAUUUUUCAAGUCAUACC
Messenger RNA from Striga asiatica, 1761 nucleotides. The record is from the annotation of a GenBank genome assembly. NCBI's taxonomy places the organism in Eukaryota, Viridiplantae, Streptophyta, Magnoliopsida, Lamiales, Orobanchaceae.